This is a messenger RNA of Rhipicephalus sanguineus (brown dog tick), 1875 nucleotides long. It is a transcript of the gene Trap1, whose product is annotated as heat shock protein 75 kDa, mitochondrial. Gene Ontology annotation, biological process: protein folding. Gene Ontology annotation, cellular component: mitochondrial inner membrane. Lineage: Eukaryota; Metazoa; Arthropoda; Arachnida; Ixodida; Ixodidae. The record is from RefSeq and is a predicted model, not a curated record. Gene Ontology annotation, molecular function: protein kinase binding; ATP-dependent protein folding chaperone; ATP binding.
UGGCGCACGCCAGUGAAAGCACGUGAGGUGCGAGCAGGUGCGAGUGCAGCGUUGCCGGCGUUGCUGCGGGGACGUCUGCUGUACCAUCUGUACCACAAAUCUCCACCUCGGCGGAUUUGAACGAUGCUUCCCAGAGGAGUGUGCUCACCACGUGCGCUACUGGCUGCGGCGGCCGGCCGUUUCACCGGUAGCGGUUCUGGCGGCUUCCGGCAGCGGCGACUGUUGUUGUGCAGCGCACUGAAUCGCAGCAGCGCGGCGGCUGCUCGGUUGCGAGAGUGGCGUCCUGUGCUCCAUUACUCGACGCAGCCGGAGUCCAAGGAGCAUUCCAUAAUUAAGAACGAUGAACGUGGAAGUGGGCCAAGUGAAGUGCGGGAGUUCCAGGCAGAGACUCGCAUGUUGCUGGACAUUGUUGCCCGGUCACUGUACUCGGAAAAGGAGGUGUUUAUACGUGAGCUCAUAUCGAAUGCCAGUGAUGCCCUUGAAAAACUGCGUUACGUGAGACUCACAGAACCCGAUUCGCUGUCGACACGCUCGGCUGAAUCACCCCUGGAGAUCCACAUUGCCACUGACAAGCUGGCCAACACAUUCACCAUCCAGGACACGGGCGUCGGCAUGACACGAGAGGAAAUGGUUAACAAUUUGGGUACCAUAGCACGAUCAGGCUCCAAAGAAUUCCUCAAGAAGCUGGCUGCUAACGACACCAAUGCAAGCUCCAUCAUUGGCCAGUUUGGCGUUGGCUUUUAUUCGGCGUUCAUGGUUGCUGACCAGGUGGAAGUGUUUUCGCAGUCAUGUUGUGCAGGUGCUAAGGCAGUGCGCUGGAGCUCAGACGGCUCGGGCCAAUACGAAAUAUCUGAGGCUCAGGGUGUGCAGGAAGGCACCAAGAUUGUACUUCAUUUAAAGCCAGAUUUUUCAGAUUUUGCUGAUGGGGAAUUUGUCGGCAAAGUGAUUGAGAAGUACAGCAAUUUUGUGGGCAGCCCCAUCUACCUCAAUGGACAACAAGUCAACACAUUGCAGGCACUGUGGCUUCUGGAGCCUCGGGAGGUGACGCAAGCACAACACGAUGAGUUUUACCGGUACCUCUCAGGGGCUUUUGAUGUGCCUCGCUUCACAGUGCACUUUUGCACUGAUGUGCCCCUCUCCAUUCGCUGUCUCCUGUACGUGCCCGAAGGCAAGCCUGGUCUCUUUGACAUGAGCCGUGAGAAUGACGGCGUGGCCCUCUACUCACGUAAGGUGCUGAUCAAGCCAAAGGCUGAGAUCCUCCCCAAGUGGCUGCGCUUUGUCAAGGGCAUUGUUGAGAGUGAAGACAUCCCCCUGAACCUGAGUCGAGAGAUACUCCAGGACAGUGCACUUAUACGCAAGAUUCGCUCAGUCAUCGUUGGCCGACUCAUCAAGCAUCUGGCGCGCUGUGCUGAGAAGGAACCAGAGAAGUACAGUAGCUUUUACCGGGACUAUGGUGUUUUUCUCAAGGAGGGAAUCUUGGCCACUCAUGAACAGGCAGAGAAGGAGGAGAUUGCACAGUUGCUCCAGUUCGAGUCGUCCCAUGAGCCAGCUGGCGAAAGGGUCACCUUGGCCGACUACUGCGCGCGCAUGAAAGAGGGCCAACGCGACAUCUACUACCUGGCUGCCCCGAGCCGUCAGUUGGCAGAGACGUCCCCUUACUUCGAGGCGGUGCGGGCACGAGACGUUGAGGUUCUGUUUUGCCUCGAGCCCUAUGACGAGUUGUUGCUGGCACAGCUGCGGCAGUUCAGCCGCAAGAACAUCACCUCUGUCGAAAAGGAGAUGCGCAGGGAUGCCGAGGAGUCCCACCAAGAACCAGCCGAGGUGCAAGGCCUUGCCGAGUGGCUCAAGGCAGAGCUGGGGCCCAUGGUACACAAG